Solanum tuberosum (potato) is the source of this 744-nucleotide messenger RNA. Its product is annotated as 40S ribosomal protein S17. The transcript has 2 exons. Gene Ontology annotation, cellular component: ribosome. Gene Ontology annotation, molecular function: structural constituent of ribosome. Lineage: Eukaryota; Viridiplantae; Streptophyta; Magnoliopsida; Solanales; Solanaceae. The record is from RefSeq and is a predicted model, not a curated record. Gene Ontology annotation, biological process: translation. Bases 132 to 566 code for a protein of 144 amino acids.
AACACAAAAACCCUAAUAUAGUCUUCACCAUUGCUGAAAAAAAUCACAGAGUAUCAGUUGCCUCACACACGAAGGUGAUUCUUCGUCUUUUUGCUGCAAUUCUCUGUUUCGUCUAAGGAAAUUCUGCAAGGAUGGGUCGUGUGCGCACCAAGACCGUGAAGAAGUCAUCUCGACAGGUAAUUGAGAGGUACUACUCCAAAAUGACUUUGGAUUUCCACACAAACAAGAAGAUCCUGGAGGAAGUUGCCAUAAUUCCUUCCAAGCGUCUCCGCAACAAGAUUGCUGGAUUCUCCACUCACCUCAUGAAACGUAUCCAAAAGGGACCCGUUCGUGGCAUCUCCCUGAAACUGCAAGAGGAGGAACGUGAGAGACGCAUGGACUUUGUUCCGGAUGAGUCUGCCAUCAAGACUGAUCUCAUUGAAGUUGACAAGGAGACCCUUGACAUGCUUUCAGCCCUCGGCAUGUCUGACCUUCCAGGCGUUGUCAAGCAAGCCGCUGAGCCACAAGCAGUGGCAGCUCUCCCAACAUAUGGUCGCGGUGCAGGAGGUUUUGGACGGAAAUACUAAUAAGAGAACAGUUGCAAUGAUCUUAUGGUCUAUUGAAGAAACUUUUUGGUAGAUUAUAUGUUAGUUUUCCCUAAUUUUUCUUUUAAGGAGUCUUUGAAACUCAUUCCAGUGUUUUGAGACAUAAAUGAUGAACAACCCCCUUUUUGUGUUAAAAUGCAUUUCAUACAUUAUUCUUCAA